Messenger RNA from Rhopalosiphum padi (bird cherry-oat aphid), 1203 nucleotides. RefSeq names its product zinc finger MYM-type protein 1-like. The record is from RefSeq and is a predicted model, not a curated record. The transcript has 7 exons. NCBI's taxonomy places the organism in Eukaryota, Metazoa, Arthropoda, Insecta, Hemiptera, Aphididae. The coding region runs from base 1 to 1203 and encodes 400 amino acids.
AUGUCUAAUAAAAGAAAAAUAACCACAUAUUUUACUUGCUCUACCAAGUCUACCAUAAAACACGCGGAUGCGGAUGAAAAAAAUAGUAAGAUCCCUAAGAUAAUUACAGAAAAAGAAGUUGUGGACUUGCCGGCUGUUGAUUUCAAUGUCCAUGAUAUUGGCUGUUAUAUUAACAGUACUUUGACUGAUGCUGAUAGAUAUUUGAUUCUUAAAGAUGUGUGGAUACCACCAGCUACAUAUCCUUUACUCGAUUGUAAUGCCAAGAGAGGUUUAAAGUUCAAGCACCAUUGGCUGAAUGCUCAUAAUUGGCUGGCAUAUUCUGAAAAGUACCAAGGUGCUUUUUGCAAAUUCUGUGUUGUAUUUUCAAAAGUUGGGGGCGUUGGUGGUCAAAAAUUAGGAACCCUGGUAGUGGAGGCUUUUACUAAUUACAAAAAAGCUACAGAAAAACAUGGAAAUUUAGAAUACCAUAAAACAGCUUUGCUUAAAUAUGACAACUUUUUAAAUAUUUAUUCAAAUAAAAGUUCUUCAAUAAUAACUCGUAUUGAUAGUGAAAGAACAAAACAGAUUGAAACAAAUCGAAAGCGUUUAAUCCCAAUUAUUGAAUGCAUUAUGUUAUGUGGCCAACAGGAAAUAGCAUUAAGAGGUCAUAAAGAUUAUGGUCCUAUUUGUUUCAGUAGUGAAUCAAAUGAAAAUGAAGGGAACUUUCGUGCAAUUUUAAAGUAUAAGACUAAAGAUAUAGACUAUAUGAAAUCUUAUUUAGAAACGCAGUCUAAAAACAAAUAUAUUAGUAAUCGAACACAAAAUGAGAUAAUAGAAACAUGUGGAGAUAUUAUUUUAAAGAAAAUUGUUAAAAUUGUUAAUGAAUCAGGUUUCUUUUCCGUGUUGGUCGAUGAGACUACAGAUGUAUCAGUAAAAGAGCAACUCACUUUAUGUGUCAGGUAUUUAAGUGGUUCUGGAGAAAACGUUUGCAUAAAUGAGAGCUUUUUGAAAUUCAUAGAAAUUCAAAGUCUUACAGGAGAAAAUUUGGCUAAAGUUAUUCUCAAUGGUUUAAAUGCUUGUGGAAUUGACUGUAAUAACAUGGUAGGACAAGGGUAUGAUGGUGCGAAUAAUAUGUCGGGACAUCUAAAAGGUGUUCAAACUAUUAUAAGGGAUUCAUACCCUAGAGCAUUAUAUGUGCUUGUGCUGCUCAUAGCGUCAAUUUAG